This is a messenger RNA of Entamoeba invadens IP1, 1215 nucleotides long. Its product is annotated as pleckstrin, putative. Gene Ontology annotation, biological process: actin cytoskeleton organization. The coding region runs from base 1 to 1215 and encodes 404 amino acids. The transcript has 2 exons. Lineage: Eukaryota; Evosea; Mastigamoebida; Endamoebidae. The record is from RefSeq and is a predicted model, not a curated record. Gene Ontology annotation, cellular component: plasma membrane.
AUGAGUGACCAUCCGAACUUUGCGAAGCUAAAAAAGACUCAAGUGGGACAGCUGAAGCCAUGUGUUAAGGAAGGGUACCUUGUGAAGAAGGGUGCUGAUUUUCACACGUGGAAAAAGCGAUGGUUUGUUAUGAAGGAGCAGUACAUAUGGUAUUUCCCGAAAAACACUGGUAGUGCUCAACCGAAGGGUAUAAUCGAAUUGGACGGAAACUCUUCUGCAACAUUAGUCCUUGAUCAAAAAAAGCCCACUAUAGUCAUUAAAUCCGUUCACCGUACUCAGGAAAUUAACUCUGAUACUGUCGAAGACGCAAAGUCGUGGGUCGAUGCUAUUAAUGCACAUGUCAAGACACUUGGGUCUAACACUCAACAACAAUCAGUCACCCCAGCUCAAGUACCCCCUUCUCCACCUUCAAAUGCACAACAGACAACACAACAAUCACAAACAACGCCAAUUACCACUACACAGGGUAAUGCACCUUCUUCUAAUGACCCAUUGGCUACACCCCUCCCUUGGCAACAAGUCCAACAACGUAUCCAAGCCGAAGAAGGGAAAUGGGAUCCUGCAAAGAUCAAGGAGUUCAUGGUGACCCUUGGGAAAGUGACUUGUGAUCAGUAUUUAUACUCCAUCAUGCAAGCCGUCUUAUCGACUUGGCAAGACGAUGUCAUCGCAGCAUUUUGGUGGGACGACUUUUGCGAUGGCGACUUAGAAGAUUUGGAAACCGUCGUUGCUGGGAUGCAAGGAGACUCGACGGUGGCUGUUGGUACUGAUGGGAAGAACCUUGGACCGAAUGAGACUGUAUUUGUGCUUGGUCGUGAUGAGAAUGGAGCGAAACGAUUAGCGAGUAUCUACCAAUGGGUAGUGAAACGGGAAGAAUUCAAUUGGAGUGAAGUGACCCGUUGUGUGUUGAGUGCGGUGGGCAAUUGGGGACUGAAAACAUAUGAACCCUUUUUAGAGGUCUUUGUCAAUCAAAUCAUCAAAAACUGGAGUGCCUCAGAAAUUGCGGCUUUUGUGAGUUACAUUGCGUCGUACGCCCGCAAAAAUGAAGACCAAGCCUGGGAGACUUGGCCCCCUCAUGUCAUUACUUUCUUCAAAAAAAUGUCGUCUGAAUGGGACGCAGAGAAAAAGAAAUCAUUCCUUAACAUCGUCACAGUCAUGUGGGACUGGCCGAAGGAGAGCAUCCAACGCUUGAACUCAGUACUGCACGAUGGAGAGUAA